UCUGCAGCGCGGCACAUCUGGUUCCGGUUUCUCUCCUGGGGGAAGUGAAAGUGGAGGGGAAGAGGCAGUUAGCUGGAGUUAGCCGGCCGUGCUGGGGGGGCCCCCUGCCCCUCCUGCUCCGCCAGGGCCCCCCAAGCCUGAGCUCCCCGCUCCCCUCCUGCUCGGGUCACGCGGCGGCCAGCGCUGCUGCCGUCACGUCCUCGGUCCCUCCAGGAGCUGCUGCCUCAGCCUCCUGUCUUUCGGCGCACCCUCUGCCCCAGCCCGAACUUUGCGUGGACUUUAGAUAGGCAAUGGCUCCCGUGCCGGGUUGCCGGCUGCAGGAUUCGGAGGAGGGCAGGCCCAGGAGCGCAGGUGCCUUGGCUGGGGAUGCCACCAGAGUCCCGCCUAAAUGGCCUGUGUCCCCACCAGCACUCCCGCUCCCCAUCCUCCACUGCUGGCUGGGGCCCGGUUCCCGUUCUCUGGCAGUGGAUGGCGGAGGAGGGGGCCCCUUCCCUAGAGUUAAAUCAGGAGGCUGACGCCGGCUCCUGGCCUCACUGCUCGCAUAGAGCUAAAUUUAGCCGGUGCUGAGGUUCGGUGUCCAGAGAGCAGGUUACCCAAGAGGCCCAGCUGCAGAUUUCUUGCUCCUUGUUUCCUGGCGGGAGAAUGACUGGGCCCUCCUGAAUCUCCCCCUGCCUUGGGCCUGAGGUUGCCGCUGGGUGGAUGCUGUGCUGGCACCUGCAGUGGGACCCUCACGUUGCCCUCACAUACCCGCCCCCCCCACAGGCUGACUUCCGCUGAGCCCCAGCUUCCCCUAUGCUGUUUGAGGAAGUAAACUCCCUUCCCCUCUAUAGCACUCUCCAGGCCUCGCCUGCUGCAAACCACCCUCAGGGCUCUUCCCCAGCCGGCCGCACCCUGGGGCGUCCCAAGACCCUGGGGUCUCCUUCUCCCUGGGGUUGGGCAAUGGAGGCAGAUGCAGUGAGUGAGGGGGGGGCCAUGGCAGAGGAGCGGCCCCCCCGGCUGGUGGAUUACUUCGUGGUUGCUGGGCUUGCUGGCAACGGAGCCCCCAUGCCCGAGGAUGCACGGGUCCCUGACCCCAGCGGUCCGCUGCGCCCCGGCCGGCCUGCAGAGCCCAUCACAGAUGUGGCCGUCGUUGCCAGAGCCCUGGGCGAGGAGGUGCCCCAGGGCUACACAUGCAUCCAGGCUUCGGCUGGGGGCCAUCCCUUGGAACUCAGUGCUGGGCUGCUGGGAGGAACACAACCUGUCAUCUGCUACCGCAGGGGCCGUGACAAGCCCCCCCUUGUGGAGCUGGGGGUUUUAUAUGAGGGCAAGGAACGUCCCAAGCCCGGCUUCCAAGUGCUGGACACAACACCCUAUAGUCACUCUGCUAACCUGGCCCCUCCAGGCCCUGGGCACCCCCGCACCUACCUCACAUACCGGCGGGCAGCAGAGGGGGCAGGACUGCAUGCCCUGGGCAUCACUGACCUCUGCCUGGUGCUGCCCAGCAAGGGCGAGGGCACUCCCCAUACUUACUGCCGGUUGCCACGCAACCUCAACCCUGGCAUGUGGGGCCCAGCUGUGUACCUGUGCUACAAGGUGGGCUUGGCUAAGGGCAACACGCUGGUGUAUGAGGCAGAACUGCUGGGCCGCUAUCCGGAGGAGGACAACGAGGCAUUCCCGCUGCCCGAGUCUGUGCCCGUCUUCUGCCUCCCCAUGGGGGCCACUAUCGAGUGCUGGCCCGCCCAGACCAAGUAUCCCGUGCCUGUCUUCUCCACUUUUGUGCUGACGGGUGCCGCUGGUGAUAAGGUGUAUGGUGCCGCCCUGCAGUUCUACGAGGCGUUCCCCAGGGCCCGGCUGUCGGAGCGGCAGGCACGGGCACUGGGCCUGCUGAGUGCCGUGGAGCGGGGCCGGGCACUAGGCGGCCGAGCAGUGCGCAGCCGGCGAGCCAUCGCUGUGCUGUCCCGCUGGCCUGCCUUCCCUGCCUUCCGGGCCUUCCUCACCUUCCUUUACCGCUACUCUGUCUCGGGCCCUCACCGACUACCCUUGGAAGCGCACAUCUCCCACUUCAUUCACAACGUCCCCUUCCCUUCCCCACAGAGACCCCGCAUCCUAGUGCAGAUGUCUCCCUACGACAACCUGCUCCUCUGUCAGCCUGUGUCUUCGCCCCUGCCCCUCAGCGGUGCCAGCUUCCUGCAGCUGCUGCAGAGCCUGGGCCCCGAGCUGGCUGUCACGCUGCUGCUGGCCGUGCUCACGGAGCACAAACUGCUGGUGCACUCGCUGCGGCCAGACCUGCUCACCAGCGUCUGUGAGGCUCUCGUCUCGAUGAUCUUCCCACUGCAUUGGCAGUGCCCCUACAUUCCGCUGUGCCCACUGGUGCUGGCGGACGUCCUGAGCGCCCCCGUGCCCUUCAUCGUGGGCAUCCACUCCAGCUAUUUUGACCUGCACGAUCCCCCUGCUGAUGUCAUCUGUGUUGACCUGGACACCAACACACUCUUCCAGACGGAGGAGAAGAAGCCCCUGACCCCCCGGACCCUGCCUCGCAAACCCUACAAGGUGCUGCUGGCCACACUGACUAACCUGUACCAGCAGCUGGACCAGACAUACACUGGCCCCGAGCAGGAGGCCUCCUUGGAGUUCCUGCUGACGGACUACGAGGCGGUGUGCGGCCGCCGGGCCCGCUUGGAACGGGAGGUCCAGGGCGCCUUCCUCCGCUUCAUGGCUUGUCUGCUCAAGGGUUACCGCGACUUCCUGCGGCCACUCACCCACACCUCCGAGGGCGCCCGCGACGUGGACAACCUUUUCUAUCUUCAGGGCUUCCUCAAGUCCCGGGAGCGCUCCAGCCACAAGCUGUACUCCCAGCUGCUACACACGCAAAUGUUCUCCCAGUUCAUUGAGGAGUGCUCUUUUGGCUCUGCUCGGCAUGCUGCCCUGGAAUUCUUCGACUCUUGUGUGGACAAGGUGCAUGUGGAGCAGGAGAGGCCCGAGCCCACUCCACUGGUGGAGCUAGAAGAGCUAUCAGGAAGCGAGCUUACUGUCUUCAUCACGCCUCCCGAGGAGCCCCCGGUCACAGACAGCACUGAGCCCACCCCCCAGUUCUGCUACGAUGGCUUCCCAGAAUUACGGGCUGAGCUGUUUGAAUCUCCCCAGGAACAACCUGGUGCAUUGCCCAUGCCUGGCCCAUCCCGUAGUGCCCCCAGCAGCCCUGCCCCUCGUCGUACCAAACAGGAGAUGAAGGUGGCACAGCGGAUGGCACAGAAGCUAGCAGCGGUGCCUGAGCUGUGGGCCCGCUGCCUGCUGGGGCACUGCUACGGGCUGUGGUUCCUGUGUCUGCCUGCCUACGUGCGGUCGGCACCCAACCGUGUGCGGGCGCUGCAUACAGCCUACCAUGUGCUACGGGACAUGGAGAGCCGCAAAGCGGUGCUCCCGGAUGAGGUGUGUUACCGGGUGCUGAUGCAGCUCUGCUCACACUACGGGCAGCCUGUGCUGUCUGUGCGGGUCAUGCUGGAGAUGCGCCGCAUGGGCAUUGUGCCCAACACCAUCACCUAUGGCUACUACAACAAGGUAUUGAGCCCGGGGCCAGGGUGGGCCAGCGUGGGGUGGGGGUGGGCGUACUGCUCCUUGUAGGUGAAGCCAGGCCCAUGAAGUAACCACUCACCACCGGCAUGCAUCUGCGUGCUCCGUGGCGUCGCUAUGCCAUUCCUUCCCAUUUGCUGGCUUCGUGUCUCACUCCCGACAGUCUCUGACUAGGGACAGCCGCAUGCCAGGUGGUGCGCAGGCGUGAUGCCAGAUACCUGGAAGUCAGGUUAUCCUCAUGGCCGCCCCUGAGGUGGA
Molecule: messenger RNA, 3807 nt
Organism: Ochotona curzoniae (black-lipped pika)
Lineage: Eukaryota; Metazoa; Chordata; Mammalia; Lagomorpha; Ochotonidae
Product: DENN domain-containing protein 4B-like
Exons: 17
Coding region: 793-3600 (935 amino acids)
Biological process (GO): regulation of Rab protein signal transduction
Cellular component (GO): cytoplasmic vesicle
Molecular function (GO): protein binding
Source: RefSeq, a predicted model, not a curated record